GAGCUCAGCGCUCAGCGCUCGUUUCCAGAGGACGAGCAUAGCAGUCCUGCCUCGAUAAGAAGCUUCUCUCGGACACCUCAACCCUACCAUCUCCAUCGGUUAGAGAUUCCGCACGACCCUCCGUCCACCCACGAUCACGAGGGACAAACCGACCCGAACGAGAAGAGAGGAGGAAAUCCGGAAGUUGGACAAUCCCAACAUGACUGGGACUCGCGCCGGGCCGCCCGAUCAUCAAGCGACAGCGGCACGGAAGCGGACGAUGAAAGCUCCAGCUACAUAAAAGCUCUGCCACCUCCUCCGGCGCGACCUAGAAAAGGUCUCCGUCAUGGCCCUGGAGACCCUGGGAACUCGGGGGACGAGAGUCUUACUCCGCCGAGGACACCCAUGGAAGUUGAGAACCACGAUGUCAAAGUCCUUGACUAUUUCACCCGAACCGCCAACCAGAAACGGAUCGCUGAAGAGAGUGCCGCUGCGGCGGCGAGGGAGAAGUUCCUGAGGCGGCGUCGUAUUGAGUUGCUUCGAAGAGCCACCGAAGUUUCCUGGGUUUUUCUCAUGGCCUUAGCAGUAUAUUGGAGGGAGAAGGACACGAUUUCUUUACAGCUAAGCCGCACUGAACUAUUUACAUACGUUCUGCUUAUCUAUGCCGUGUACACACUCUACCCCAGUCGUCUCAUUCAUCAUUCCAGCAAGCCUUGGUGGCCAGUCUUGCCAAAACUCAAAGAUAGCAUCCGGGUGCCUUCAGCAUUCGAUCCGGCUCCAUUACUGUAUCCUGUCAUACUUCCGGUACUAGUAGCUAUGUCGCUACAUGUUCAGCAUCCGGGUGUCCUUAUUCCCAAUAUCGUCCUUGGACUCUCUUCUCUCCCUCCUCAAAUAGUCCCAGCGAUCAGUGCUUCGGAGACUAUCCCUUAUUUUCAUUGGAUCCUGGCUGUGUUACCACUUGUAGCAAGGAACCGUGGUUUAUACUACUCGGUCGCCUCCGGAGCGGAUGGAGGACCAUUGCAUAUUGUGGACACUCAACGGGACGAAUUGCUCUCGAUGCUGUUUCCCCUCCACUAUACACUUCUCAAACCGCUGGCGUAUCUGACGGCUACAAGCCUUCUCUCUUCCGAGCUGCAACUACUUUCAACAGCAUUGAUCAACCUCCUCCUGUUCUCAAAAUCCCCGCAUGCCACAAUUUUGCGAAUAUUGCUAUGGGGCGGAGGUUUAAUUUUAUUCGUUCUUUGCAAACCGGUUAUCGUAUGGGCCAUUGCACUGGCUCGCAUACCCCGUUGGCGAUUCCGUCGUGCAGGAAGAGUUAUACAGGCGCGUCAAUACUUCCUAAAUAGGCUGCUGGGAUCCUUACGAGCAGCCUCCAAGGACCGGACUCCUCUGGCGAUGAAGCCCUCACUGGAUGACAGCGACAGCGAAGAAGCACACACUCCCCAGAAAUAUAUGGGCAACACAAUUGCAGCCCUCGAGCUUGAGAUAGCCAAUCGAGUUCAAACCAAACUCGGAGCCUUCGAGGGCGACGCCGAAACCAAAUCCGCAGUGGAAUCAACCCGGGGGAACGAUUUUUUCCCCAAAGCUGACCUUGCGGAUAUUAAGAGGCAACGGCGGAAUACCGCGCCGAAUAUGAAAGGCAACCAAUCGCCUGCCAUUCCUGUUCGAACCAAAAAACAUCAGAGGUCACGCAGUCUUUAUAAGUCCUUUCUGUCACUUACACCCCAGCAAGCGGUUCAUCGCAAGUGGAUGUACGCGUGCUAUGUCUACGCAGUUAUUGUCCUUACGAUUCUUGGGCCGAUUCGAUUAUGGGUCCAGCACGAGGCACUUGAUGGCCACGAGCCGUUCGGCUGGGCGAUUGGUUACCUCUUCGGCAAUAUCCGUGCCGUUCGGUUCUCAGUCAUUGACUGGAAUUUGGAGCGCUGGAUUCCACUUUCACCACUUGAAUCUUCGACCCCCACCGAAGAGUCGUUUGGAUUUGCAGAAAAAAUUCGAGCUGGAUAUGGAUUGGCAAACGUGCGGCUUGUUCUCAGUGUCUACUUGCUAUCGAUACUAGGUGCAGGGCUCUUGGUCGUUUUGCGGCUUUCCAGUUCCGUGGAAGUAGACACGCGACGGAAAGUGUUCCACGGCACCAUGGUCGCCAUGUUCCUCCCCGCGAUCUACAUCGACCCGUCCUUCUGCGCGCUUGCGCUAGGCCUUGUCCUCUGCAUCUUCCUCCUCCUGGACGUGCUCCGCGCCAGCCAACUCCCACCGCUGUCGAAACCCAUCGCCUCGUUCCUCACUCCUUUUGUGGACGGUCGAGACUUGCGAGGGCCGGUCGUGGUCAGCCACUUAUUUCUCCUGAUCGGCUGCGCGACUCCGUUGUGGCUGAGCUUGUCGGGGAUGCAAACGGGCGGCGUGGAUCCGUGGAAAGGCUGGGAGGUCAAAGGGAGUGAUUUAAGUAUGGUUACAGGGGUGAUAUGCGUCGGGCUUGGGGAUGCGGCGGCAAGCCUGGUCGGUCGGCGUUUCGGAAGAACUAAAUGGCCGUGGACUGGCGGGAAAAGCAUUGAGGGGAGCGUUGCGUUCGCCGUAGCGGUUCUUAUUGGCCUUGCUCUUAGUCAAUUCUGGCUGGAUGUUGGCCAGUGGAAGACAGGGGGCGUUGACUGGGCGUCUUGGAUUCCGAAGGCUGCUACGGCGGCUUCGGGUGCCAGCUUCACGGAAGCUGUCCUCACAGGCGGGAAUGAUAACGUUGUGGUUCCGGUCGUACUGUGGCUUUUGGUUCGGGCUUUGGGUAUUUGA
Molecule: messenger RNA, 2757 nt
Organism: Eremomyces bilateralis CBS 781.70
Lineage: Eukaryota; Fungi; Ascomycota; Dothideomycetes; Eremomycetales; Eremomycetaceae
Exons: 2
Coding region: 385-2757 (790 amino acids)
Biological process (GO): dolichyl monophosphate biosynthetic process
Cellular component (GO): endoplasmic reticulum membrane
Molecular function (GO): dolichol kinase activity
Source: RefSeq, a predicted model, not a curated record